AUGACCUGCGGCACUGCUGGACCCGAAGGCGGCAUCGAAGGCGGCGGCGCCGCCUGCGUGCCCGACGCGUGCGGGGACUCCGACGCGGCCUUCAAAGAGGGAGCGAAAGCAAUGGAGGAGGAGGAUGCGAGGAACCGCUCACCAACCUUCGGGCCCGUGGUGCGGAAGGCGUCCGUCACUGGGGAGCUGGCGCAGCCCCCUGAGGACGAGUCGAACGGACGGUUCGGCCAGGCUGAGUCCCAGAUUGCCAACGCCAGCGAGGAUGAGCGACAAUACCGCCACAACGACCAGGACGACAACCAGCCUCGGCGUCACGACCAGCACGCCAGCCACGCGUCUACGCAACACGGGUCAGCCACAAGAUGGACGACGACACCCAGCCGCACCAGAGCGACCGAUGGAAAGCCCCCGGAGGGAAUGCAGAUCUUUGUGAAGACGUUGAGUGGGAAGACCAUCGCGCUCAACGUGGCGGCCAGCUACACAAUCGCGGACGUUAAGGCCAUCAUACAGGAAGCCGAGGACGUCACACAGGACCACCAGCGCCUUAUUUACGGCAGUUCGCAGCUGGAGGACAGCCGCACACUUGCGGACUACAGUAUCCAUAAGUACGCCACUAUGCACUUGGCCCAGAAGCCCUACUUACCGCCAUGUUCUCCUGUCAGCACAUUGCGUGCCGUCUCUUCGGGGCUUCGGCUCCUGGCGCGGGCAGAUGCCCAUCCUGCAACAUGGGACGGCAAUUGCAGGUUCCAGUACCGACAUCACCUGGACACGCAGAAGGCGCUGGACCCCCACACGCCGGGCACGAGUGCCUAUGCGAGCACGCCUGUGGAGUCGGAGCCAUGCCCGGCUCAAGGGGCGAUGGACGCGGAGGAGGGUGACACCGGCCUCUCCCAGGGCAUGCCGCAGAUGCUGGACGCGAUGCUGAUCAAGCUGCUUGAAGACCACAUCGCACUCCACGCGGACAAUAUUCAGGACACGGUCCCACGGUACCACGAGGUGGAGAAGCUCUUCCUACAAUAUCUACAGCGCGAGUUCGACGAGGUCUCUGGGAAGAUGGUGCUCUGUCAGAUGUCCAACCUGCAGGGGCUUGACCUCAGGGACAUGACAUGCCCGUUGCUCACCGCUCGCCUCUUGCAUGAGAAAGCGGGCAAAGACGCCGCCUCGGCAGCGCCAGCCUUCCUGGACACUGGCGCACGCCAUUGGCUCGCUUGGGCAUCGGACGAUCGAUCUUGCAUGGGCCGCUGGCUCGCUACGCUGCGGCUGAUCAGAGACACCACGCCGGCCGCCCAACUAUCCUUGCUGACGGUUCGGCCGGUCCUCCCAGGCGGUUUGUCGCCGACGGAGAUCUUGGAUUUCUGGUCCCCAACAUUGCUGCAAGGGGAGGGCGGUAAGCGAGCUGAAUCAAUCGUUCUCCUCGAGCCGCCGGUCAGGGUCCUAAUCGACGGGGAGCUCGGCCCGCGGGUGGCUGACCAACACCUCGCCAUGAUCACGUUUGGACAACUCAGGGAUACGACUCCCACUCCAGUCGUUGUCAACUGGACGGGCAAUGCCCCCACGAGUCUGACCUCGGAGGCAGCCAUCCUCGACUACCCCGUGGACGUGGAGGACAAAAUCUUAGAAAUGCUACAGAACUUUCAGUCUCCAAUUGUCGUCAACUGGAGUCGCUCCAUGGCCAGCCCGAGCGGUCGGGAGGACCGACGUGUUCGACGUGUUCUUUAUGGUUACCACGGUACUGCCCCAGCGGUUAUCGUAACAGCGCUCGAGGCCACGAUGCUGAUUCGAGCACUUCGGGCUUGCUUAGGGCAAAUACCAGGUCUCGCAGCUGGUCACACGCUUAUGAUGCAUGACCCCGGCGCUCUUCCCAUCGACUAUACUGAGCCUGAGGCCAUCGCGGCACACCCCGACUAUUGGGACCAGCUGAUCUUCCUCACGACGCGCAGGGGCGUGCUCAUCACAUCGUCAUCGCGGACGGCAUGGGAGAGACUGCUCACCACCCAAGCCGAGGCGCAACAACAGACACGCAUACUCAAGCUGUCUUGGAAAUUGAGCACUCGGGGCGGCAGACCCUGGGUGAUCCCCCAGGUCCUCUCGCAGACUACGGCGGCGACGCUGACAGGUAACUGGGGAGAUCUACCAGGACCAGCGCGGUGCUCUAUCCAUGUCCAGAUAAAAGGGGACACCGGCACUGACCCUACCUCCAUCCUCGACCUUCUACUCCAGAAGAUCCGCGCCUGCACAGGGGGCAUCUGGUCUGCUACGGACCUCGGAGUUCACCCACGACCAGGGCAGAUUGCCCCUGUGGCAGGGGCCCGCGGAGAAUGGGAUGGAGGCUUCAUUGUGGAGGCGGCUACCCCGGCCCAGACCAAGGCAAUCGCGCUGCUGCUCAAUGGCAUGUGUUUCGCGGGGGCCGCGGGGGCCCGCCGGUUGGCCAUUAACGUGAAUCAUGACUAUGCCGUGAGGGGGACGGACAGCGGCAGUACCAUCGCGCUCAAGCACACCGUCCUCAGCCCAACCGACAGCGCCAGCUACGCUGGCAGGAGCACCGACAUUGUCCACAGCGCCUCAAUCUCCAAUGCGACGACGGGUACCACAGUGUCCAUCAUGCCGGGUAUCGUCGAAUCCACGGACAGCCGAGCCGGCACAUUCGUCAGCGGCACAGUUUCCAACGAGAGGUUCACCAGCAGUACCAGGAACAGCAGCAUCGCAUCAACCAGCGACAAUAUCCCCACAACGAUGGGAACUGUCAGCUACAUUAACGGAUGUCCCACGGCUCUCGACAUUCUCGCUGAUUUCAGCACGAUGGGAACCAGCCUCAGCCGCAACAGCACUAACGCAACCGGGGGGAUCGGCCUGUUGGUGCAGGACACCUUCCUGAAACGAUUUACGACGAUACGACCGGAGGACUGGGUGGAGGCAAUGCAGGCCAAGCCACACUCUCUGUGGAUCGCCAUGGGCGACUUCAACUGGGUCACCAAAGACACGGACCGCACCGGGGAGGGAGCGAACACCACAGGACAUCGAGAUACGGCCGAGGAGCGCGACUGGCGAGACAGCGUGGACAUCCAGAAGUCCCUGCGCAUCGCUGGCAACUGCAGGCCAGGGCCAGACGGCGUGCCAUUUCAGGCGUGGCGAUGCCUGGGCCCUCUAGGGGCUAUUGUCGGGCCGCUCACACGUCCGGCGGACCAGCGCUUCAAGAAGGGCACGCAGAGAUGGAUGACCGAGCGCUUGGUCGCGCAAGACAAAUACUGCGUGGAACGGCGCCUGCGCGCACGGCUUGCUCGGUGGCGGCUCCCCGACUACCCCGGGAGGUCGGCGCGGCGGGCGGUGCGCCAAUUGGUCCGCUUGCGCCGGCUGGUGCCGCCUAGGCCUGUCGGGGGCACGCUCGGCUCCGCCAGGUAUGUCAAGGCAGCGACAGCGCCCGCCCAUUACGACGACCACGCGUCGAUGCGGCUGCCGCGCGGACAGCCCGCCAG
This is a messenger RNA of Prorocentrum cordatum, 3473 nucleotides long. NCBI's taxonomy places the organism in Eukaryota, Dinophyceae, Prorocentrales, Prorocentraceae. The record is from the annotation of a GenBank genome assembly.